This is a messenger RNA of Camelus dromedarius (Arabian camel), 2321 nucleotides long. RefSeq names its product interleukin 17 receptor E (gene IL17RE). The record is from RefSeq and is a predicted model, not a curated record. The transcript is spliced from 16 exons. The coding region runs from base 74 to 2242 and encodes 722 amino acids. Gene Ontology annotation, molecular function: interleukin-17 receptor activity. Lineage: Eukaryota; Metazoa; Chordata; Mammalia; Artiodactyla; Camelidae.
UACCCUCCAUGCAGGAGGAGUGGGGUUUUGGGGGGUCAGGGGUCCCUUAGUUCCUCCGCUUGGAGAAGAAGGAAUGUGGCUUGGCUGGCUGGUUGGGGUCAGGGCGGAGCUUUGGGGCAGGGCGGGGCAGGUGCAGGCUGAGGCAAGGGCUCGGCUGGUACUGCGCUCCCUGCUGCUGCACUGCAAGGCCCUGCUGCCCACCUUCAGACCGUCCAGCCAUGUUCUGGGUGCCUUGACCCCACAGAAGCCCAUGGGGAGCCCCAGACUAGCAGCCCUGCUCCUGCCUCUCAUUGGCCUCUCUGCCUCCGCUGGGAUUGGCUGCUCCUACCUUCCCUGCUGGAGCACCCGCUGUCUGCUGGCCUCCCGCAUGGAUGACAGUUUCACUGGACAGUCUGCGCAAACUCCUCGCUGUAACUGGCCGGCCCGGCCCCUCUCCCCAAAGCCUUGGUGUGCUUGGCUCUGCCACCGCCCCAGCUGUUGCUGCCUACGUCUCCUGUCAGGUCUCUCAGGUCUUCAGUGGGGCAGGUUCCACCUUGUGGUGCAGAAAUCCAAAAAGUCUUACAAGUUCCGGUUCCGGUCCUGUCGGACACACAUGAUGCAGGCGUCCACUCAGAGGAAGCUGCUGAGUUGCCGUUGCCUGUUUGAGAAGGGCCAUCACAUCUCUGUCCCCUCCCCAGACACCUCCCACAAAGGGCUGCGCUCCAAAAGGAUGCAGCCUUCAGAUCCAGAGGCAGUGGAAGGUCUCUCCAAACCCGACGCACGAAGGCUGGGAGGGCCUGAGUUCUCCUUUGACUUGCUGCCUGAGGCACGGGCUAUUCAAGUGACCGUUCCUCCAGGCCCUGAGGUCAGCGUGCGUCUUUGCCACCAGUGGGCACUGGAGUGUGAGGAGCUGAGCCAUCACGUCAGUGCCCAGAAAAUUGUGUCCGGGGGCCACACGGUAGAGCUGUCUUAUGAAUUCCUCCUGCCCUGUCUGUGCAUAGAGGUGUCCUACCUGCAAGAGGAUGGUGUGAGGCGCAAAAAGUGUCCCUUCCAGAGCUGGCCUGAAGCCUAUGGCUCGGACUUCUGGGAGUCAGUGACAUUUACUGACUACAGCCAGCACAGUCAGAUGGUCAUAAAACCGACACUCCACUGCCCAGUGAAGCUGGAGGCCUCCCUCUGCCAGAGGCAAGGCUGGAACACCAUCUGUGAAGACAUCCCCAAUGCCACAGCUCAAGAGUCAGAGGGGCAGUACGUCUUGGAGAAGGUGGACUUGCACCCCCAGCUCUGCUUCAAGUUCUCUUUCAGAAACAGUAGCCACGUUGAAUGCCCCCGCCGGACUGCCCCCUCCUGGAACGUGAGCAUGGAUACGCAGGCCCAGCAGCUGAUCCUUCACUUCUCCUCACGGAUGCGUGCCACCUUCAGUGCUGCCUGGAGCCACCCAGGCUUGGGGCAGGACAGCUGGGUGCCCCCUGUGUACAGCAUCAGCCAGACUCAGGGCUCAAGCCCAGUGACACUAGACCUCAUCAUUCCCUUCCUGAGGCCGGGGGGCUGUGUCCUGGUGUGGAGGUCAGAUGUCCAGUUUGCCUGGAAGCACCUCUUGUGUCCAGACGUCUCUCAUAGACGCCUGGGGCUUUUGAUCCUGGCACUGCUGGCCUUCACCACCCUCUUGGGCGUUGUUAUGGUCCUCACCCGCCGGCGCCCACUGUCAGGCUUGGGCCCAGCGCCGGUACUGCUCCUGCACGCGGCGGACUCCGAGGCGCAGCGGCUCCUGGUGGGAGCGCUGGCUGAACUGCUGCGGGUCGCGCUGGGCGGCGGGCGCGACGUGAUCGUGGACCUGUGGGAGGGGACGCGCGUGGCGCGCGUGGGCCCGCUGCCGUGGCUCUGGGCGGCGCGGGCGCGCGUGGCGCGGGAGCGGGGCACCGUGGUCCUGCUGUGGAGCAGCGCGGGCCCCAGCCCCGCCGGCGGCCGGGAUCCCCGCGCCGCGCCCCUGCGCGCCCUGCUCCGCGCCGCCCCGCGCCCGCUGCUGCUGCUCGCUUACUUCAGUCGCCUCUGCGCCAAGGGCGACAUUCCCCCGCCGCUACGCGCCCUGCCACGCUACCGCCUGCUGCACGACCUGCCACGCCUGCUGCGGGCGCUGGACGCGUGCCCUUCCACCAAAGUCACUGGUUGGGGCGGUCUUGGGGCCCGAUCAUGCCUGAGGGGUCGCCUAGAGCUCUGUCGCCAACUGGAACGCGAGGCCGCCAAACUUGCAGACCAAGGCUAAGCAGAGCUCCAGCGCAGUCCGGAUGUCUGUGGCCGCACUGGCGGGAACCCCACCGAGUGAGGCUUGUACACUGGAAUCC